This is a messenger RNA of Aspergillus pseudoviridinutans, 354 nucleotides long. RefSeq lists its product as uncharacterized. The record is from RefSeq and is a predicted model, not a curated record. Bases 1 to 354 code for a protein of 117 amino acids. NCBI's taxonomy places the organism in Eukaryota, Fungi, Ascomycota, Eurotiomycetes, Eurotiales, Aspergillaceae. The transcript has 2 exons.
AUGAUUCCCAAGGCUGCGAACGCCGUCCUCCUCGCUCUGUGUGUUACGCGAUCGGUUUCGGCGACCCUAUUUGUUAAUUUUACCAAUUAUGCAGCCGAAGACUGUGUUGUUCGCUACGGUUCGUCUACGCUUGUCCCGACUUAUUGUGUCAAUAUCGAGGACUUUCCCGUCAAGAGCUACGGGGCGUCGGUGAGCUAUGGAAAGUGUGACGAUUCCUCCACGUCUCCGGUCCUGAACGUGUUCUCAGAAGCUGGAUGCAAUGCUGGACUAUUCAACACUGUCGCCUUGAGUACGGAGCCGAUAUGCAUCAAUAAUGAUACGACUGUGCUGAGUGUCAGUGUGGCUUGCAUCUAA